CAUUAUAAUUACUUGUACUAUCCAAAUCUAUAAAUAGUUGAAUAUUAUGGUAUACAAUCCAUGAAAAAGUCUUCUCCUUUACUAGUCAAUUAUUAUCCUCAAUAUUUAACAAACUAUUCAACAUUUUGACCAAGUUUUCCCUUCUUUUUUUGGCCUUUCCUUAGAUCUACCUUUGAACCACAAGUAUUUAUAUAUAUAAUCAACAACACCAACCACACCAUAUUAUUCAACAAACACAAGUUUCAACUCAAGAUCUUCAAAAAAAAAAAAAAAACAUGAUUUCCUUACAAAAGUCCUCUAAUCUUUCGUUAUUUUCGUUAAACUCGGUUUCUUCAAACAAAUCUAUAAUCACAAGUUCAAUUAGUGGUUCAAAAUACUUAAGGUACCCCAAAAUAACAGUCCCAAAACUACCAAAUCAAGCACAAAAACAAAUAUUCAUCGAUGAUUUUAACAAGCUUACAAACCUUCCUCUAAGAGAAGCGAAACCAAUUACCACCACAACCACGAAAAACACGAAAGAAGCUAUCAAAUUGUACACAAUCUUAGAAGCUGUUAAUGAUAGGAUUGAAAUGCAUCAAAACAUCGGAAACCAACGUGAGAAUUGGAACUCAUUGCUGUUAAACUCGGUUAACAUGAUCACCUUAACCGCGGUUACAAUGGCCGGUCUAGCCGAGGCUAGUGGGCCUAAUGGGUUAGGGUUAAAGGUGUCUUCAGCCUUACUCUUUGCUGCAGGCACCGGUAUCCUUUUAAUAAUGAACAAGAUUCAACCUUCUCAGUUGGUAGAAGAGCAAAGAAACGCGGUAAGGUUGUUCAAGAGGCUUCAAAAUAACAUCCAAACUACUCUUUCUAUUCGAUCACCAACUCAGGAAGACGUCGAGGAGGCCAUGGAGAGGGUGUUAGCCUUGGAUAGAGCGUACCCUUUGCCUCUCCUAGGCGCCAUGCUCGAUAAGUACCCCGAGAGUUUAGAGCCUGCUAUAUGGUGGCCAUCUAAGAAACAAUCAACUUCAUCACUAAAACACAAUUCUUCUAAAGGUAAUGAUGAGCAGAAUGGAUGGACUAGGGAAUUGGAGGAUGAUAUACGAGAAAUCGUAGGCGUGACAAAGAACAAAGAUGUUGAGGAUUAUGUUAGGUUAGGUAACAAGGCGUUGAAGUUGAGUAAAAUGUUAGCUGUCUCGGGUCCACUUUUGAGCGGUGUUGCAGCCGUGGGAGCUGCUUGUUUAGGCCAUGGUGGACCGUGGGGAGGAAUCGUGGCGGGUGUAGCGGGGUCUAUGGCUGUUGCAGUGAAUACUAUAGAGCAUGGUGGGCAAGUAGGAAUGGUGUUUGAAAUGUACAGAAAUUGUGCUGGUUUUUUUAAGCUCUUGGAAGAGACUGUAGAGUCUACCUUAGAAGAAGGGGACUUACAAAAGAGAGAAAAUGGUGAAGUUUUCGAGUUGAAGAUGGCUUUGCAUUUAGGUCGGAGCUUGUCUGAACUCAGGGAAUUCGCCAGUAAAUCAAGAAGAAAUGGAGGUUCUGUUGAUGAGUUUGCAAGCAAGCUAUUUUAAUCAUUUAGUUGUUGAACAAUUGUAAAUUGUAAUUAGGGAAUUCUUUCAUUCUUUUAUGAAUUUAAUUUGUUGAUAUGAUUAGGUGAUUUUGUAAAUGUAUGAACAUGGCAUUGUAUUUGUAUAUAGAACACGACCACACGUUUAGGGAAAUGUAUUUACUUGCAUGUACAUACAUGUGAAAGCAAGUUUAAUAUAUGUAGGUAUGAAAGCAAAAGCGAAAUAAGAACUUGUUAUUAAAAGC
Messenger RNA from Chenopodium quinoa (quinoa), 1782 nucleotides. Its product is annotated as probable F-box protein At4g22030. The transcript has a single exon. The record is from RefSeq and is a predicted model, not a curated record. Bases 276 to 1541 code for a protein of 421 amino acids. NCBI's taxonomy places the organism in Eukaryota, Viridiplantae, Streptophyta, Magnoliopsida, Caryophyllales, Amaranthaceae.